GCAAUGGAGGGAAGAAGGAUAAGCAUGGUGGUGGCGAUCUUGGUAGGACUAACAAGUAUUAAUGUGGGAGGGGUGAAGGGGCUUAGUAAUUGUGACGCAUAUCUGGAUCCUUGCGACGGGGAUAUGCCGACGGAGGAAUGCUGCAACUCCCUGAAUACUCUGGUGACGAAGGACGUCCCCUGCUUCUGCACCCUCACCCAGGGAGAUAACGUCACCCAAGACGUCCAACUUAUUCAGGAUGCAUGCGGCAUCACAGUCCGUCCCAGCAUCUGCUCCAAAGGUCACAAGAAUGAAGCUUUCAAGAAUGAAGCUUUCAUGCCAAAGUGGGCAGUAGGGUUAAUUCUUCUAUGCAUCAUCACAAUUAUCAUCCCCGGGAAGUGAUCCAGACCAUCUUCAGCUACAGCGUCCUGAUCCAUCUUCUCCGGUUUGAUGUUUCUUUGGGUGUCUUCCAUCUUGUGUAAUGUUUUUUAUGUUCUUGUUGGGGUGUGCUUUUGGUUCUUUUGUCCUUCAAGAAGUUGACUGUAAAUCAAAUAAAGCAUA
Nymphaea colorata (pocket water lily) is the source of this 540-nucleotide messenger RNA. Its product is annotated as non-specific lipid transfer protein GPI-anchored 8-like. Bases 4 to 381 code for a protein of 125 amino acids. Lineage: Eukaryota; Viridiplantae; Streptophyta; Magnoliopsida; Nymphaeales; Nymphaeaceae. The transcript is spliced from 2 exons. The record is from RefSeq and is a predicted model, not a curated record.